CCCAUCACCGCGGAGAAAGUAUUGGCGGGAGGGUGGGGUUGGGGCACCGGCGAGCUGGACUUCGGCUUUGGGGUUUUCCUGCUUCCCUCAGCAGCAGCAGCAGCCAUGGCGAAAGGGCUGGAAGCCGCCGCCGCCGCCCGCUACGGACUGGGACUGGGAUACUUACUGCAAAUGCUCGUGCUGCCCGCCUUGGCCAUCCUGAGCGCCAGCAGCCCCGGCUCCGCUGCGCAAGAUGAUGACUUUUUUCACGAGCUCCCAGAAACCUUCCCUUCGGAUCCUCCAGAGCCACUUCCUCACUUCCUCAUUGAGCCUGAAGAGGCCUACAUCGUGAAGAACAAACCCGUGAACCUGUACUGUAAAGCUAGCCCUGCCACCCAAAUCUACUUCAAAUGCAACAGUGAAUGGGUUCACCAAAAAGACCACGUGGUAGAUGAAAGAGUUGAUGAAACAUCUGGACUGAUUGUUCGAGAAGUAAGCAUUGAGAUUUCCCGCCAGCAAGUUGAAGAACUCUUCGGACCAGAAGAUUACUGGUGCCAGUGUGUGGCUUGGAGCUCAGCAGGUACUACGAAGAGCCGGAAGGCCUACGUUCGUAUCGCAUAUCUGAGGAAGACUUUUGAGCAAGAGCCACUUGGGAAGGAAGUAUCUUUGGAACAGGAAGUCCUUCUCCAGUGUCGGCCACCUGAAGGAAUCCCAGUUGCUGAGGUAGAGUGGCUGAAAAAUGAAGAGGUGAUUGAUCCCGUUGAAGACCGAAAUUUUUACAUCACUAUUGACCACAACCUGAUCAUAAAGCAGGCGCGCCUCUCUGACACAGCCAAUUAUACUUGUGUUGCCAAAAACAUUGUGGCCAAGAGGAAGAGCACGACUGCUGCUGUCAUUGUCUAUGUCAAUGGAGGAUGGUCAACCUGGACCGAGUGGUCCGUCUGCAACAGCCGUUGUGGAAAAGGCUCCCAGAAGCGCACAAGAACCUGUACCAACCCUGCUCCACUCAAUGGAGGUGCCUUCUGUGAAGGCCAAAGUUUGCAGAAAAUAGCUUGUACCACAUUGUGUCCAGUAGAUGGAAGGUGGACACCAUGGAGUAAAUGGUCCACCUGCGGAACAGAGUGUACCCACUGGCGCAGGAGGGAAUGCAUGGCUCCAGCACCAAAGAACGGGGGGAAAGACUGUGAAGGCCUUGUCUUACAGUCCAAGAACUGCACAGAUGGUCUGUGUAUGCAGAGUUUCAUUUACCCUAUUUCAACCGAACAGAGAACCCAGAAUGAAUAUGGAUUUUCUUCUGCUCCUGAUUCAGAUGACGUAGCUCUCUAUGUCGGGAUUGUGAUAGCCGUGAUCGUGUGCCUGGCUAUUUCAGUGAUCGUCGCAUUAUUCAUCUACAGGAAGAACCACCGGGACUUUGAGUCAGAUAUUAUAGACUCCUCAGCGCUAAAUGGUGGAUUUCAGCCUGUUAAUAUCAAAGCUGCAAGGCAAGACCUCCUAGCCGUGCCUCCAGACCUCACUUCUGCUGCAGCCAUGUAUAGGGGCCCCGUCUACGCUUUGCAUGACGUGUCAGAUAAAAUCCCAAUGACCAACUCACCCAUUCUUGAUCCACUUCCCAACUUGAAGAUCAAGGUGUACAACAAUUCGGGUGCAGUCACUCCACAGGAUGAGCUGUCCGACUUUUCGUCCAAACUCUCCCCGCAGAUCACUCAAUCCUUGCUGGAUAACGAAGCAUUAAACAUUAAAAACCAGAGUCUGGCACGGCAGACAGACCCAUCAUGCACUGCUUUUAGCACCUUCAACUCUCUUGGAGGUCAUCUGAUUGUACCAAAUUCAGGAGUAAGUUUGCUGAUUCCUGCAGGGGCCGUUCCCCAGGGGAGAGUCUAUGAAAUGUAUGUGACAGUUCACCGAAAAGAAAACAUGAGGCCACCAGUAGAAGACAGCCAAACCCUUUUGACCCCUGUGGUGAGCUGUGGACCUCCAGGAGCACUGCUGACCCGCCCUGUCAUUCUGACAAUGCACCACUGUGCGGAACCAAACACAGAAGACUGGAAGAUCCAGCUGAAGAACCAAACUGCCCAGGGACAGUGGGAGGAUGUGGUAGCAGUUGGAGAAGAAAACUUCACCACCCCAUGCUACAUUCAGUUGGAUCCAGAAGCCUGCCAUAUCCUGACAGAAACUCUCAGCACCUAUGCCUUGGUAGGGCAGUCGAUCACCAAAGCAGCUGCCAAGCGUCUCAAGCUGGCCAUCUUUGGACCACUGAUCUGCUCAUCCUUGGAAUAUAAUAUCCGUGUCUACUGCCUGGAUGACACCCAAGAUGCCCUUAAGGAGGUGCUACAACUGGAGCGGCAAAUGGGUGGACAGCUGCUAGAAGAACCAAAGGAUUUGCAUUUUAAGGGUAGCACUCAUAACCUCCGCUUAUCCAUUCAUGAUAUCACCCAUUCCCUCUGGAAAAGCAAGCUGCUGGCUAAAUACCAGGAAAUUCCCUUUUACCAUAUCUGGAGUGGAUGUCAAAGAAACCUGCAUUGUACCUUCACCUUGGAAAGGUUCAGUCUGAACACACUGGAGCUGGUGUGCAAACUUUGCAUACGGCAGGUUGAAGGAGAAGGGCAGAUAUUCCAGCUCAACUGUUCAGUAUCAGAGGAACCUACUGGCCUUGAAUAUCCACUCAUGGAUCCAGCAAACACCAUCACCACCGUAGUAGGACCUUGUGCAUUCAGUAUCCCCCUCCCAAUCCGACAGAAGCUUUGCAGCAGCCUAGAUGCUCCUCAGACAAGAGGCCAUGACUGGAGGAUGCUGGCCCACAAACUGAAAUUGGACAGGUACCUCAAUUAUUUUGCUACAAAAUCAAGUCCCACCGGUGUGAUCUUAGACCUUUGGGAAGCUCAGAAUUUCCCUGAUGGGAACCUGAGCAUGCUGGCCACAGUCCUGGAAGAGAUGGGAAGACAUGAGACAUUCGUUUCACUGGCACCAGAAGGAAAGUACUGAGGCAACCUUAGGAGGAGAAGGAAGGAAUGUUAUCCACGUCGGCUGUGACUAACUCAAACCGAGCACCCCAGACCAAUGCGUUCCAAUGCAAGAGGCAUUCCAGAGUGGGUGGGAAAGACACAAAAUCCUGACUUUUCACAUGCAUUCUCCUUGUACAUUAUCACAGGAUUUAAAAGAAAUCUCACAAAGUUGUUACCUUGAUAAUAUAAUUCAAUCUAACAUUCCUCUCAGCUUGGCUGUACGCUGCUUGGUACAGGAUUUUACAGUUUCCUAGGAAACGCUUUUUAUUGCUAUCCAGAUAUAUGGAUAAACUUUCUUAACAAUCCCAGUUUCUAUGAACAUUGUUUACAUCAAAUCCUGGGCAGCAGGAUGGAAAGGACUGUCCAUGGCUCUCUUUUAUAUAUAUCUAUAUUUUCUUCUUCUUUUGUUGAAAGCCAUUCUAGACCAAGCCAUGGACAAAGCAGGGUUGUGGCUAUUUUCAGAUAAGUCAGUUCCUCAACACCCAUCUCAAAUGCAUUUCAUGGUUGCAAAUCUGUCCAUCAGAUGUCUUAAAAUAAUCCGUCACCAGACUGCUUUCUAGAUUGAGUUGUUAAGCCAGAGUUUUAAAUUUGUGCAUCUGGCAAGGAGAUAAUGUAGAUUCUGAGCAGGAAUGCAAGUACCUCUCCCUACCUUCCCCAGGGAUGCCUGUGCCCCUUGGUGACUUAAACUGCAGAGAUCUUCUUCUCUCCCAGCUCACAGCGUCCCCUGCCUCCAUCAUCAAAGUGUGGGUGUGUGGGUGUAUGUGAUAUGCAAUUUGGCGUGGUUUGGGAGGGGGGGGAGAAAAACCCUACCAAAAAGGGGGGGAAGAAAAAAAGAAUUUGCUUGUAUGGUUAUUUACUGAAUAGUAUCUAGUGCAAGGAAUAUUAUAUUUCUUAUUAUUACUACUAUUA
This is a messenger RNA of Lacerta agilis (Sand lizard), 3890 nucleotides long. It is a transcript of the gene UNC5C, whose product is annotated as unc-5 netrin receptor C. NCBI's taxonomy places the organism in Eukaryota, Metazoa, Chordata, Lepidosauria, Squamata, Lacertidae. The transcript has 17 exons. Gene Ontology annotation, molecular function: netrin receptor activity; protein binding. Gene Ontology annotation, biological process: netrin-activated signaling pathway. The record is from RefSeq and is a predicted model, not a curated record. The coding region runs from base 106 to 2961 and encodes 951 amino acids. Gene Ontology annotation, cellular component: membrane.